Messenger RNA from Drosophila ananassae, 1149 nucleotides. RefSeq names its product putative sulfiredoxin (gene Srx). Gene Ontology annotation, cellular component: cytoplasm. Gene Ontology annotation, biological process: cellular response to oxidative stress. The record is from RefSeq and is a predicted model, not a curated record. The transcript has 3 exons. Gene Ontology annotation, molecular function: sulfiredoxin activity. Lineage: Eukaryota; Metazoa; Arthropoda; Insecta; Diptera; Drosophilidae. The coding region runs from base 329 to 847 and encodes 172 amino acids.
CAUUUUAAUUUCUCCGUUCGCGCCUUGGAGCUAAUCAGAGAGCGGCGGAGCGUUUCUGCCAGAGGAAGACUUCUAGCCCCCAGCCGCCCCCCAGCAGCUGCUAUUUUUUGAAUUUCGAUUUCAUUUGCCUUUAUCAAGGGCGAUACUGGGGCUGGGUGUUUGUGGGGGGCAUUGCAGCGCGUUGAUUAUGCAAAACACAAACAAAAAGUGGUCGUGCAGCAGCAGCUAAAAACAUAUAGCGGUAAACAUAUACCAUCGCCCGACGAGUACGAGUUCGAGUGCACAUUGAAACGAGUUUCAGUGGCUCUGCUGAUCGGAGACAGCGGCCAUGGAGUUCAUUAGCCAGUCCAUUCGGCAGGCGAGCAGACGCUUCCCCAGAUACGUACCCAGUCUCCGCAGAAGUCACUACUCCUCCAGCAGAAGCCCUGCCCCAAAUGAAAUUUCACAACUGAACUGUCGAAGAAUUCCCUCCGACCGGCAGGUAAACAGCUGCAGAACCAGCACCACCAUGGACACCACAAUUCACUCGGCGGGCAUAGCGGAGAUCCACAAUGUUCCGAUGGAGGUGAUCAAGCGACCCAUUCCCUCCGUUCUGGAUGAGAAGAAGGUGCAGUCGCUCAUGGACACCAUCCAGCGCGAAACCAGCGAGGACGAGGUGCCGCCCAUCGACCUGCUCUGGAUCACUGGGAGCGAGGGCGGCGACUACUACUUCAGCUUCGGGGGAUGUCACCGGUUCGAGGCUUACAAGCGGCUCCAGCGCGACACCAUCAAGGCGAAGCUGGUGCGCUCCACCCUGGGGGACCUGUACCACUACAUGGGCUCCAGUGCCCCCAAGUACCUCGCCUGAGAGCCGCUGGACCCACCUAUAACAUACACAUACGCACACAUAUUUUUUUAUGACAAAUGCACUUUCGUUCUGUUUUAUUUUUGAUAAGAAAAUCUUGUUUUACUCUUAAUGGUCAAAGUGUCUCAGUUAUCGCAUGAUAAAGUUGCAAAUUAACAGCCAAAACAAGUGUCGAAAACAAAGUCUUUGUUUUGCUCGCAGGAGAGCUUAUCGCCCGGGGUUCUAAAUUUGUUUACCUAAUCGCGGAUACUUUUAAAAAUGCACAUAAAUUACAGCACAAAAUAAAACCAUAUUUGACAAAACGA